Molecule: messenger RNA, 1302 nt
Organism: Aspergillus viridinutans
Lineage: Eukaryota; Fungi; Ascomycota; Eurotiomycetes; Eurotiales; Aspergillaceae
Product: bZIP transcription factor
Exons: 2
Coding region: 1-1302 (433 amino acids)
Biological process (GO): regulation of DNA-templated transcription
Molecular function (GO): DNA-binding transcription factor activity
Source: RefSeq, a predicted model, not a curated record
AUGGUGGAUUCGAGAAUUUCUUCCGUUACUGAGGAUCAUACUGAGCGGAGGAAAAGGGUUCGUCCAAGAAGCCAGAUCAAGCAAGAUGUGUCCCCAAAUGAAGCAAAGAGGCGGAGGACCCAGGUCAGGUUAGCACAGCGCGCAUAUCGCUCGCGAAAGGAGGCCGAGCUACAAGCACUGAAGGCUCGCGUUCAUGAACUGGAAAUGCUCGUGGAGCGAAUGAACGAGACUUUUCUAUCCUUCACCGAUGAUCUGAUGAAAUCCGACGUCUUGUCAACAUACCCGGAUGUUGCGCGGAGACUCCACCAAACUAUAGCGCAAUCUCUAUCACUUGCAAAUCGGGCAGUUUUAGUGGCAGAAGAUGACGCUGAACCCACCAAUGCUGAGACAAAUGUGCCAGACACAAAAGCGAACGCAGGUGUUGUUGAUGCGACGGAGCAGGAUGUAGCUAAUGCUAACGACACCUAUGAUGUCGCCAAUGUCCCUCUUCCUGACAUCCUAGAGUUUGCUGUACGGGAUGGGCGAGAGGAUAGCAGCCAAUACCCCGCCCAGAUAACCCAACAAUCUAACCUUGCAGUACCGGAAAUACCAACACAAGCAACACCCCUUUAUUCAACACCAUUGUUCCUGAAUAGCCCGUCCAGCACAUACAGCCCGGAAGGAGCAAGUUUCGCCCACCGACUCUAUCGUGCUUGUGCCGAACAAGGACAUCAGUGUCUAACGAAUCCGUCUUAUCAGCUUGAGGAACUCACAUACAAAUUCAGGCUUCCUCUGAAAGUCUUUACGCUACAAGAUAUCAGAGCGCGUUUCGAUGAAUUUCUAAGCGGUGGACAUCACGGAACCGUUAUGGAGCUGAAUAUCCCUUUUAUUAGUAUUGGUGGCGCAGGAACGCAUUUUAAACACAACCAGAGGAGCUAUGACGCCGACAAUGUUUCGUUCCAGCCGAGCAUAAUACAGGUUGCGGCAGAACGAGUCGACCCUGACAUGCGAGGUGACUGGUUUGAUUGUUAUGAUGUGGAGGGAUAUCUGGAAAAAUGUAGAAUUAUCCCCGUUCGGGGGCUUGCCCUGGCAAAGAUGAGGGUUCCUGCGGCUCUUCCGGGCUUGGAACGCGGCCUUCGCAAUCAACGUGUCUCUGGUCCGAGCACUUCCCAACAGUUUGGGAACCAAAAGAUCAUCGAUGAAACUAUACUGAUCGAAUGUAAGUCCCCCCUUGGUCGACCCUUAAAUUAUUCGCAGUUAUGGGCGUUUCGCAAGCUCAUCUCUGUGGAUAGUGCUAAGAAUCUCUUGCGUGUGUCUCGGUAG